Molecule: messenger RNA, 1911 nt
Organism: Gamsiella multidivaricata
Lineage: Eukaryota; Fungi; Mortierellomycota; Mortierellomycetes; Mortierellales; Mortierellaceae
Product: GPI transamidase component PIG-T
Exons: 6
Coding region: 1-1911 (636 amino acids)
Biological process (GO): attachment of GPI anchor to protein
Cellular component (GO): GPI-anchor transamidase complex
Source: RefSeq, a predicted model, not a curated record
AUGCGCCCAUUCUCAGAAUACUCACUACUCCUUUCAGGGGCAGUACUUCUGUUCUCUUCAGCAUCAGCCCAAACAGCCGCAUCGUCACAACAUCCACAGGAUGCAUUCACCGUAAGGGACACGGCGCCCAUCCUCAAGGCACCAGAGGCAUUCCACGAACAACUCGUCCUCAAGCCCUUGAACGAUGGGAGUGUUUACAGCCAUUUUCAAUUCACCACCCACAUCGGAACGAUGAUGGACGAGGAGCACUUUGAUGGCGCUGCAUCUAAUAUUUUUACACACUAUAACCUAUUCCCCCGCUCAAUCGGCCAAAUCCUGCACAGUUUCGAUGUCGAGGAGCUACACUUGACUUUCACGCAAGGACGGUGGCAAUAUAGUGAUUGGGGCUAUCCUCUUGCGCCCUCCGCAGGCACAGGUGUCGAACUGUGGGCAUGGCUGAACGAUGAGAAGCAGCAGACGGAUGCCAAUUGGAAAGGAUUGACGAACACACUCUCAGGAUUGUUUUGCGCAUCCCUUAACUUUAUUGACGACACCAUCAGCAUUGAGCCGAAACUGUCAUUCAGGAACGAGGGUCUUUACAACGUCCAUUCCAGGAGCAACUCUUCGUCCAGUGAAGUACCGAAGAAGUUGCGUUAUGGAUCGCUGCCACACGAGAACGUCUGCACGGAGAACUUGACACCGUGGAUUAAAUUGUUACCAUGCAAGAGCAAAGCUGGGAUCGCUACAUUACUCAAAUCGCACAAGCUGUUCGACACUCGGUUCUACUCCAUGGCCGUCCAUGUUCGGCUUGUUUGCGAGGAUGAGUUGUGCAAGGUCAAGAGUCUGGAGUUGACGCAGACCAUUACGACCGUGUUUGAUGUGGCGAGACAGAAUGGCAGCUACGACUGGUCGCUUUCAGGAUUGUUUGAACGCGAAAUUACCCAGGCUUGUCCUUUGGCUUCGACAUCUAGCGUCGUCAUGCAUCUUCCACAAACCACACAGUAUCCCAGCCAAUUCGAACUCACUCCAUACCCUGCCCAGGGUACGUAUACGAUUGGCUCAGGAGAGAACGUCCAGGAAAUUGCAGCCUAUGAUCUGAAGAAGGUUCUUGAGGAUGAGGCUUCAGCACCAUUCCAGCUCUCCUUGCGCUGGGAAAACUCGCGACCAAAGUCAGUUCGACCUAUUACGCCUGGUAUCGUGGCGCACAGGUACUUUACUGGAUUCGGUCAGGAGCGUGGAGGACUGGCCAUAGAGAUCCACAAUAACAAUAAGCAGGACAUAGAGGCAAUUUUGCUGGACACCUUGCCAUGGUAUCUGAAACUGUACCUGCACACCUUCAGCGUCGAGAUGAAUGGCGAAGCACUCAAGAACCAACGAGAUGUUGUGAAGAAGAUGUUUUAUCAGCAAGCUGUGGACAGAUCUAGACCGGCGGUCUUGGAGUUGGCUCUUAACUUGCCAGCACAAUCCAUGGUCAAAUUCAGUAUCUCGUUCGAUAAGGUGUUCUUGAAGUAUACGGAGCACCCCCCGGACGCAAACCGUGGAUUCGAUAUUGGAUAUGCCGUCGUCACAGUGCCGUUGCCACGGCAGCAGGGACAGAUCGGCUACGGCGGACUGGACCAUUUGAGGAUCUAUCAGGAGCGAGAAGCCAGCCUUGUGGAUAGUCGUCGUGCCGCCGGUGCAGCCAGUAAUGAGGACGAUAAGAACCAACCGGCAAAGGAUAAAAUCAGAGUGUAUACCGAGACACUGCUUGUGAGUCUUCCUACGCCGGACUUCUCGAUGCCGUACAAUGUAAUCACGCUGACAUGCACGGUCAUUGCACUGUUCUUUGGAUCGAUGUUCAACCUUAUGACACGCAACUUUGAGAUGGCAGAACCUGCUGAGGCCAACAAGGGCAGGGAUGUGAAGGGCAAAGAGAAGAGCGAGGCAUCCUAA